Molecule: messenger RNA, 3780 nt
Organism: Vitrella brassicaformis
Lineage: Eukaryota; Vitrellaceae
Source: the annotation of a GenBank genome assembly
GGCUUCGAUGAGCAUUGAAAUCGCCUCUGCAGCUCCUUUGAAGCGCUCCUACCGCGAGAUGAGUAACGACGACACGGACCAAGACAUGACUGCGGCGGACAUCCCGAGAACGGGCUCGCCACUGGAUGCGAGGCUUGAAGAGGCCAUGGCGGCAUGCAACUCCCUGAGUGCAACGAGUGACCGUGUUGUCCAGGUAAAUCAUACGCUUUAGCCGCGAAGCGAAGUGACGGUUGUGAACGGUGGCAUGGAUCUUGUUGUGGGUCUUUCAGGAGUUGAGGCGGCUGGCAGAGGAGCACACGGCGUUGAUAGUGGCUAUGGGAGGCGAGCCGCAGCCCCGUGACUUCAGCACAUACAUUCAACUCAACGUCGGCGGGUAGAGCGAAAGAACAUGAGUGUGCCACAGGAGAAUGUGUGUGUGUGUGUGCGUGUGUUCUAUUAGGCUGCAUCGCACUGUGAAGCGGUCCCUGUUUGCCAUUCCUGCCCUGAGCGGCACUGUCGUUGCUGAAUUGUUCUCUGGCCGAUGGGACAAGCCGUUCGUCAAAGACAGCAGUGGACGGCUGUUCCUCGGUGAGAUACCUUAACUCAGACAGCCAUUCGCCAAAGCACCCUGUGUGUGUGUGUGUGACCCAUUCAGAUAUCCAUCCGCCGGCCUUUGUGUGGCUCGAGCGCCAGGCAGCACGCCACCCCACCGCCCAGCACGAGGACGCCUUCCUCCUCCCUCCACACUUCGAGGAAGACCCCUGUUUCCACUUCCACGUCAGGCGGCUCCUCAAGCGCGACAUCAAGCCCGCAGACACACACACAACGACUGCCAGCCCACCCCCGUCGCCGCCCAACACCACCGAGCCAGAGGGGAGCAACAAGCACAGCAGGAGCGCCACACAGCCGCUGGAGGCCCUCAUAGCGACUUUGCUGAGUGACGCGAGGCGGUUGCAGGAGGUGUGUGACAUGCAGGAGAGGCAGAGAAUGCAGCUGCGAAGAGUGCAGACAUUCCUGAGAGACGGCAGCGGUGGGGCAGAUCGUGAUGGGGACGACGUCGUGUCGGUCGAUGUGGUCGGGCAGCAGAGUGUGGCCACCACAGUUUCGACAGUGAGGGAGCUGGGGGAGCAUUCGGUGCUCUGUGGGAGGUUUUUGAAUGGGUAAGAACCAGCCGAACACACAAGUCAGUGAGGGCCAGCUGGUCGAUUUCCUGUCUUGUGUGUCUGGCUAGGUGGCAGAGUCGCGUGUGUAACGUCAAGCUAGACCACUUCCUGCGUGUCAUCGAUGUCGCGCGCCGCAAGAGGCUCGAGAAGCUGCUGGCCAGGCUGCCGCCACUGCCUGGCACAUGCACCUCUGGGUGCGAGCGGGCCUCCUCAGGCCCUGGCGAUGCGGUCAUCGAGACGACGUGGGACAGCAUGCCUGACGUCGGGUGGAAGGGCGUUCCCGCGGGGGAGCGGCGUGUGUUUCUGCAGUGCCUGGAGAUGUAUGGCAUGUAAGUGACCGAAACAGAGACUGACAUAGAAAUGUGUGUACUAUGUGUGCUGCUGCUGCUGCUGCUGUAUUUCAUGUAUGCAGAGACCACUUCCAUCUGCUGACUAAUGAGGAUCUGCCGGCGCUGCGUGAGUGGAUUCACGAGCACGACUAUGUGACUCCGAGGUUCGAGCUGCCCCCGGCUGUCGGACAUCCCUCAUUCCGCUGCGUGUACAGGUGUGCCCGCCCUGAUACUAGUCUGAUAUGACCUCACGAUGCCAUCGUGACUGAUGUGUGUCUUCCUGUUCAAGGGCAACACGUGAUGGUUGGAACUACGACCACUUCUUUGAGGCGCUGCGUGGGCUGCCCGAAAUGUGCCCACUGCUCCUGCUGAUCCGCGCAGCAGGGACAGGCGAGAUCAUCUGCCUCUACAUCGAAGGAAGACUGGAGCCUGGUCAGGAGGGCAUCAGGCUCCGGCAGUGGCUGAUGAGACUGCGGGGGUUCCCACAUGCCCGCUGGACGGGCAGGGUCCAACACGGCCCAGGGGCAGCUGGGGAGAAGGUCUACACAGCAGGUGGGCUUGCGCUCAUGGAUGGAUAUGUAUGUCUGUACGUUGCAAGUGUGUGUCCGUCUCCUUCACUCAUUGAUUGAUUCGUUUGUUCAGGUCCUGGAGAUGCGCAGAAGGAGAUGAGUUUGGAGGACUGCACCUUCUCGCAGCGGUGCCGCAUUAGCCUUUUCAGCUCGCAUCUCCAGCUGGGCGUCGUAAAGAUGGCCCCUCCUCCACUCCCAGCCUCACCUCAACAAGCCACUGCCAAAUCCGCCAGACCAUCACCAACCACCGCCCGUCGCAUGCGCCCCAUGUCGAGCGCCGUUCGACGGUCCAAGAAGUCAAUGCAGAUGCCACUGCUGACAUCCGGCACGUCAGCCCCACAACAGCGCGACGAGCAGGCCACACCAGCACAGGCAGCCAAGGAUGAGGGGGAGGAGUCGCGGUCGGCGGGCCCGGCUGCUGCGGCGGCGGCCGCAGCGGUCCAGCCGUGCGUUGCGCUCUCGUCUGACGAGAAUGACUGGUGCAUGGACGGUGAGGCAACGGGAGACGACGACGAGGACGAUAAGGGUCGGGCCGCGGCAUUGAUGGUCGCGGCAGCGGCCAAGAAGGAGCAGGUGCCAUCGGAGCGUCGCGACCCGGAGGUGCCCAUGUCGCUGCCGCUGCUGAUGGACGCCAUGGACAGGCGUCGUGUCCCAUCCGUCAAGCGGCGUGUGGCAGGGCCCGAUCAAGGGCCAGGGGACAUCCCUGCUCCCCCACCACCCUCUCGGACCCCGCCCCUUCCCACCCCGACGGGAUCCGAGAGUGUGGACUCAGACGAAGAAGGCGACUGGGGCACCGGCCCUCUCCGCCCACGACAAGCGCUCAAGACAGAGCAGCCAUCAGCAGCGAUGGAUAACGUGGGGUCGGCCUCUGCUGCUGCUGCUGCUGCUGCUGACGGUGGUGGGAGUCCUAGCGGCUCAGGGGUAGGGCCGAUAAGCGAGUCUCUAUGCACGGUGCAUGUGGGGAUGGACAACAUGUGGCGGCCGCGUGGAUGGCCGCCCAACCAGCCCAAGAGCAAGUCCGGCAGAUACGUGCCGCUGGUCACGUCGGAGUGGGACAGCGACCAGGGCACAUUCGACUUUGUGGUGAGAGACAGACACGGACACACGCAGGCACGCAGGCACUGUCGAUCGCCCCCAUCCAUCUGUCGUGUUGUGUUCGUGUCGUGUGGUGCCAUGCAGGCGGAUCAGAUAGAGGUGCUUACGUGGACCAGCCCGUAGCAGCAGGGGGGCAGUGCGAGUGCAGCUGCAUCUGCAUCUGCCUUGUUUUGAUCAGCUGGGUUGAGAGAGGGGUCCGUGGUUUGGGCGAUCUCCAUUUCAUGCGUCAGUGUCUCCAUUUUCUACAACAUGUCUCUACUCUGUCGCUCUUUACGUGCAUGAACUUUCUCGUUGGUUAAUGACAGAUCAGUCUGUGUGUCUAGACGUGCUGGCAGUGUAUGUGUCUGUCGCAUUUCCUGCCUCCCCUGUCAUGUUGUUCUGCGAGCGGGCCUCGUUGCAUGUGGAUGUUCCACGUGGAAGGCGAGGCUCUAGGCUACGCAGCGCAUGAGCGGUGAGGUAGAAGAGAUGGCUGGCGGACACAGAUCACUGCUUGUUGUGGAUGGACUGGUCAACAACAAGGCUGGGGGGAGACUCGGUACGAGACACGGGUACGCCCUUCGGGUGAUCGAUUAGACAGGGAUCUGACCAAAGAAGCGUGCGUAUGCAUGUGCAUGUACAUGCAUUCCGUACACCCAUCCAUGCACG